This is a messenger RNA of Stomoxys calcitrans (stable fly), 3171 nucleotides long. RefSeq names its product zinc finger protein 26. Gene Ontology annotation, biological process: regulation of transcription by RNA polymerase II. NCBI's taxonomy places the organism in Eukaryota, Metazoa, Arthropoda, Insecta, Diptera, Muscidae. The transcript is spliced from 2 exons. Gene Ontology annotation, molecular function: DNA-binding transcription factor activity, RNA polymerase II-specific; RNA polymerase II transcription regulatory region sequence-specific DNA binding; zinc ion binding. Gene Ontology annotation, cellular component: nucleus. Bases 352 to 2976 code for a protein of 874 amino acids. The record is from RefSeq and is a predicted model, not a curated record.
UCUUUUCCCGGUUUCUCUUUUAAGGCCAACAAAGUAUAAUUCUUCUAAAAUUUCUAUAAAAAAAUUUAUUUAAAAUGGCAGAUAUUUGGUGCAUAGAGUACACAUAUUCCCCCAUUUUCGGAAAUGUGAUUCCGGUUUGAACUAGAAGUCUUCUCUUGUUAUUUGGCUACAAUUUAGUAGUUGCACAUUUCGUCUUGUUGUUAAACUUAAUCUAUUGUUAUAUCUAUAUACCCAAGGCCCUGCUCCAAUCAAUCUUUUAUGAAUCCUUCAAUAUUUUCUUUUAGGAAGUUUGCCCAAAAUACAGAUUACGUUAUAACUUCAACUUAAGAGUUAAUAUCUAAAGUGAAAGACAUGUUGAAACACCUGCCUCCCGCAGACUAUUGCCGGCUCUGUGUAAAAUGCUGCAAUGAUUACCAGCGCAGUCUCUAUGAUGAGGCAGGUCAAGCUAAUGCUGAUCAUGAGCUUGUGGGCAAAUAUUUUACUAACGAAAUGUUGAAUAUGGAAUGGGAGCGACGUCUUCAAUACAUCUGUGAGAAAUGUUGGCAGCAUGUAUGGGAGUUUCAUCAAUUCCAGCAGUCAGUUAUAGAGGCACAGAGAGGCCCGCAUCUGCAUAAAGAAGCGUCAAAUGAAGUUGGAGAAGUUAAGAUAAAGUCAGAAGUGAACGUAAACCAGCGAAAAGUUCAACUGGAAAUGCAUAGUGGCAAGGGAUUAAGUAUUAGCACUGAAGAUUUAAUGAAAUCUACACCUUUGACCUUUAAAAUAAAAACUGAAGAACCUUUGGAUCUCAACAGUGAUUAUGACGGGUUCUCGUCUCAUGGCUGUCAGCUAAGGGAUGAUGAAGAAGUUGGGGAAGUUAAGAUAAAGUCAGAAGUGAACAUAAAUCAGCAGGAAGUACAACCGGAGUUGCACAUUUGUAAGGGAUUAAGCACAAGUAGUGAAGAUUUAAUGAAAUCUACAGCCCUUAGUUUUGAUAUAAAAACUGAAGAGCCUUUGGAUCUCAACAGUGAUUAUGAUGGAAUGUCUUCUCAAGGCCUGGAGCAGUUAGCGACAGAUGAAGAAGUUUCUCUGAUGGAUACAUCAUUGAUCAAUGACAUUGAGUCCAAUGAAGAUUAUAGCUCGAAUGAUGACAUAUCCUUAUCAUCUUCCAGGCAGAGCAAAUUCGCAACAGAAAGGUCUGUAGAGGUGUUUGAUGAGUUGGUAGCUUUGUGGCGUUCCUCCUUGUCAUGUGAAAUUUGCCACCAGCUAGUGGCCAGCUAUUCACAAUUGAAAGAACAUUUUAGCAAAAACCAUGCUUCAGAAAAUUGUUACCUUAUGUGCUGCCAAUUGAGGCUGGAAACUCAUUACGAUAUUGAAAACCACAUUCAUUAUCAUAAUGCCCCACAGCAGCUAAAAUGUGAGGCCUGUUGUAAGGCCUACCGUUUGGAGGAAGAUUUAAGGGUUCACAAACGGAAAGUGCACACCAGCAUGGGAAAGGCUGAAGACAGCGAAAAGUUGCAAGGAAAAUAUCGUUGCUGCAAGUGUUCGAAAGAUUUUGCAACGAAAAGGAAUUUAGUUAGACACAAUUGUGACGUCCAUAAACCCAAGAUUUUUGAAUGUAACUUGUGCCAAAAAUCCUUUAUGCAUCCGCAUACACUGCGCGAGCAUUUAGCUGCCCACACAGGGAACAAAACGCAUGCCUGCUCCGUUUGCCCCGAGGCAUUUACCCGCCGAGCUUAUUUGUGCCGUCAUAUGAGAAAACAUCAUAUCCAGGAAUGGAAGAAGCUACAAAAUGAAUCGGGCCAAAAAGUGACUCUGGAUGGGUAUCGGCGAGAAAUUCGAGGAGAGUGUGUGGUUUAUGUUUGCCGUUAUUGUUCCAUGGAGUAUGACAAUAGGCAUUCUAUGUCCAAUCAUCUUAGGCAAUGUCAAAAAUAUGAUCGACCAAUAGAUCCUAGAAAGGGGUUUCGGCGAGAAACUCGGGGAGAGAGUAAGGUCUUUGUGUGCAAUUAUUGUUCCAAGGAGUAUGAAAAGCGGCAAUCCAUACACGGUCAUAUCAGGAGAUGUCAAAGAGAUAAAGGAUCAAUAGAGUCUAAAAGGGGGUUUCGGCGAGAAACUCGAGGAGAGAGUACUGUCUAUGUUUGCAGUUUGUGUUCUAAGGAGUGUCGUUUUCGGAAAUCCAUGCACAAUCAUCUCAAGCAAUGUCAAGAAGAACAUGGACAAAUAGAGCCUAAAAGGGGGUACCGGCUUGAAUUUCGGGGAGAGUGUAAGGUGUACGUUUGCAAUUACUGCUCUAAGGAGUAUGAAAAGCGUCAAGCCAUGCUUACUCAUAACAGAUACUGUCAAGGAGACGAUAAACCAAUAGAGCCUAUAAGGGGUUGUCGGCUUGAAGCUCGGGGAGAGAUUAUGGUCUACAUUUGUAUAUACUGUUCCCAGGAGUAUGAAAAGCGACAAUCCAUGCGCAGUCAUAUCCACCGAAUUCAUAGAGACAAAAGACCAACAGAGCCCAAAAUGGGUUAUCGGCUUGAAACUCGGGGAGAAAGUAAGGUCUACAUUUGUAUUUAUUGUUCCAAGGAGUAUAAAAAACGGCAAUCCAUGCGCACUCAUCUCUUGCGACACCAUGGAGACGAUGAAUCUUUAGCGGUGCAAACCUCAAUAAAUUCUGAACCCCCAGUGCCAGCAGAGCAGCAGCAAAAAUCUCUUUACACCAGCAUAACAGUGCCGAAGACAACUGAUGAAGACAACACAACACCAGAUGGUGAUAUUUUAAAUGUGCUGGGCAAAAAAGGACUUGUGGAAAAGUAUGCAUUGAUGACACCCAUAGAAGGGAAAGAGUUGAACGAUGAAUAUGCAACUGGGACUAAAGUAAAGACCGAACAAUUUUCAACUAAUACAAAAACUUUGGUAAAAGAGGAAAUGGAUGCACAUGAAAUGCCAACGGAAUUUGAAGAGGUUAACUGUAAAAUAGAAGAAUUUAUAAACUGCGAGCAGCAGGAAUAUUGAAGGAACAAAACAGCAAAAUAUUUGAUGGUUUUAAAAAGUCAAAAUAUUUUUACCCAAAAACCUCAAUAUUAAUUUUACCAUAAUAUUUUUUCAAGUUUUGUUUUAAAAAUGCGUUUUACGCCAUAAAGUCAGGUAAUUCUGUUUAACUAAGGUUAAGUCCUCCAAACAGCUGUUUUCUCACUAUAAAAUCAGCUG